Pseudogymnoascus destructans is the source of this 3464-nucleotide messenger RNA. RefSeq names its product phosphatidylethanolamine N-methyltransferase (gene CHO2). Gene Ontology annotation, biological process: phosphatidylcholine biosynthetic process. Gene Ontology annotation, molecular function: phosphatidylethanolamine N-methyltransferase activity. The transcript has 3 exons. The coding region runs from base 456 to 3293 and encodes 945 amino acids. The record is from RefSeq and is a predicted model, not a curated record. Lineage: Eukaryota; Fungi; Ascomycota; Leotiomycetes; Thelebolales; Thelebolaceae.
UAUAUAUUGUGUGUGAUAUGGUGGAUAAAUUGGUGAUAGCUGGGGAUAACUGUCAUUUUGCCCUUGACCGCUGGGGUGCUGACCGUUAGGGUGGGCAGUGACUUUCGUUUAUUCGUCUCUCUAACAAGGCACGGUUUGUGCUUUCCUUGUUAAUCUACCCUGCUAUACUCCAUGGAUCUGCACCAUACAGACGCCGUUGAACCAAAUCCAACCAAAAUCUACAUGGAAACCCGCCCAUAAGACCAUUAAAAAAGCUUUGGCUUUCGUUGGAACUCUAUCGAAGCAACAGCUCAGCUCCCCUCGUUAAAAAGUGGACCAGACCCUCUCUGGAUCUUAUCCGAGAGCGGGCUCAAUCUGUCAACGUCUCCCACGGUCUUGUGAUAACUGCAAACCAUUUAUUCUGUGCUCUUGUGCUUAGCAAGUUUUCUUUUCCUACCUUUGCGAGCGCUACAAACAUGAGCACAUCCCAUGAGCCGCCCACCAGGGCGGAGGGCCUUAGAGAGAGGCAUCGACUUUCCGAUGAGAAAAACACGCCAAACGUCAUUGAUGCGGGCGAUGCCGCCGCUGCGGAGGAGCUGGAGAAGGAGAAGAAGACGUUUGGGCGGACUCCAGACGGAACCAUCUUCACAGUUCCUCACACACACGACAUGGUCUCGCAGCUCCUCGACCCUCGACAGCCAAAGAACUUUUCCGAUGUGGCGGUUUUGGCCGUCAUGGCUGGCCACAUCCUGCUCCUCUACGUCCUCCCACGAUUUAUUCGGGUCCCUCUCUUUGCUGUUGUAUUUCUGUUCUGGAGAGCUUGCUACAAUGUGGGGAUUGGCUACCUAUUACGCGUACAAUCCAACCACAGACAGAUGGAGACUUGGGCGAAGCAAUGGAAGCUCUUCGAGAACCCAGCGUCGGGAAAGAACCCAAGACCUUGGCUGUAUGACCUUCUGAAGCGCGAGCUGGAGGCAAAGAUACCGGAAGAUUACAGUUUUGAGAAGGCGCCGAUCGAGUAUAACACCUGGCUUGUCUUCCGACGUGUCGUCGAUCUCAUUCUCAUGUGCGAUUUCUCAACGUACUGCCUAUUCGCGAUUGCAUGUGGAAGCCAACCAGUGAAUGAAAGUUAUCUAAUGUUCGCGGCCCGCUGGGUUACUGGCCUUAUCCUCUUCGGUUUUAAUGUCUGGGUCAAGCUUGAUGCCCAUCGUGUUGUCAAAGAUUAUGCAUGGUACUGGGGUGACUUUUUCUACCUUAUCGACCAAGAGUUGACAUUCGACGGCGUUUUUGAGAUGGCGCCUCAUCCCAUGUACUCCGUCGGAUACGCCGGAUACUAUGGUAUCUCUAUGAUGGCAUCCAGCUACUCGGUGCUUUUCAUCUCCAUUAUUGCACACGCCGCCCAAUUCGCAUUUCUUGUCUUGGUUGAGAACCCUCAUAUUGAGAAGAUCUACAACCCCCCCGCGCCAAGAACUAGAAGAGAUACGAAUCCUACCCAUGCCGAAGUUGAGGAAGCAACCCACGAAGCAGCUGUUGCUGAGGGAGUGCCAGAGGAACCUGUCUUGGAACCCUUCAGACCCAGGUCCCCAGUGACACCUGCUCUACCGUCCAACCUGCACAAUGUCAUGGGAUUUGACAAUAUUGACCCAUAUCGCAUCACGGAUGUGUCUGUACUCCUCCUGGUGGUGUACACCGCGCUAUUGACCUUCUUCACGCCCAGCACACCAAUUUGGCAGGUAUUAUUUGUCCUCCAUGCUACCGCGUGGCGAUUAUGGUACAGCCUUGGAUUGGGAAUAAUCCUCGAUCAACAAUCUAACAUGAAACUGUGGACUCGUCACUUUGUCAAGUACGGCGAGAGCGCAGAGGAGGCAUGGCGUCAAUGGAAGGGCAUGUACCACCUCAGCAUGUCAAUGGCCUGGAUCAGUUUCGUUGCAGCAGCAUGGAAAUCGUACUCAUCUCCGCCAGACUGGGACUACGGACUAGUCCUCCUAAGACAUGUGGUUGGAUUCGCCCUUGUGUCCCUGCAGCUCUGGACCGCUGUGAGCAUCUACGAGUCUCUCAGCGAGUUUGGGUGGUUCUACGGCGACUUCUUCUUCGACCACGCACCAAAGCUGACAUACAGCGGCAUCUACAGAUACCUGAACAACCCGGAGCGCAUCAUCGGCCUCGCCGGUGUGUGGGGAGCAGUAUUCAUUACGAAUAGCAAGGCCGUAUUCUUCCUGGCCUUACUUAGCCAUAUGCUCGCACUCGGAUUCAUCCAAUUCGUUGAGAAGCCUCACAUGCAGAAACUUUACGGACAGAGCCUCCGCAAAGAGGCUGGGCUUACAAAGACCUUCCGCAACUCCCUACCGCCACACUUCAAGUCAUGGCACGGUAGCGUCGACAAGGUUCUGGGGGAUACCGGAAACUUUGUCGAGGAUUUCCUCGAUGCUGCUCGCCCCAAGCUCGCCACUGGUGUUUCCACCUUUGUCCGCGACACCACGGCACUCUUCCAGCAGUACCCUGCACGACUGACCAUCACUCGCCUGGCACCUGACCUCGCAGGCUACAACCCCAAGGACUACUCUAUCAACAUCGAAGACUCCUUGACCACCACAAGCAGCCCCUUCAGAUCCCGAACCUUCGAGUACGGUGCACCCAUCCGCGUCAAGUGGACUGCCCCUGCCAACCACAGCCACAAGGACUGGAUCGGCCUCUACAUGGUGGCCGACAACGCCUCGCGCGACGUUACCCGCAUCGCCUCCGUCGGACGUUGGAUUCCCACCUCGCGCGACGAAUACGACUCCUCCAUCGCUGAUACCGGCAUCCUGUCGUCGAACAAGCCGUACAACGGUGGCGACGGUGAUAGCGUCCUCGUGCAGGGUGAGAUGGUCUUCAGCGGUGACAAACUCUUCUGGACGCACGGCGUGUUUGAGUUCCGGUACCACCACGAUGGCAAGCACAACGUCAUGGCCAUCUCGCGGCCCUUCACCGUGUGCCUCGCCCGUUUUGACGAGGAGGACACGACGGGCCCUGUGCGCGUUGCCAUUGAAGAGGCGCUGCUCCCAGUGGUCCGCAACUGCUUUGACCGCGACCCGGAGGUUGCGCCCGAUGGAGUGGAGGAUGGGUUCGGAGAGCUGGUGGAGCGCGAGAGCAAGUAUGCACGCCGCGUGGUAUUUGCUAUUAAGGAGGUGUUUGGAGUCGAAUUUGCGCCGGGGGUGGUGCUUGCGGAUGGGAAUGUGAGGAAUUUGGCGUGGAGAAUUUGUAAUGCGCGGAAAGUGCUGGCGCCGUAUAGCAUGUCGAGUGGGAAGGGGACGACGACGCCCACUGGAGCUUGAGUGGGUUGGUUGGCUGAGUUGGCUGGACUAUGUUGAGUUGUUGUGGGAGGCAUUUUGCCUGUUGCUCUUUGUUAUGGAGGUGGAAGGAGGUUGUUCGAAGCCUAGCGUAAAUAGGACACAUUAUACCAGUAACGUAUAUAGCAUAGCACUAUAAGAAUCAUGAACAUAGCA